Molecule: messenger RNA, 3763 nt
Organism: Pseudophryne corroboree (corroboree frog)
Lineage: Eukaryota; Metazoa; Chordata; Amphibia; Anura; Myobatrachidae
Gene: EPN1
Product: epsin 1
Exons: 12
Coding region: 751-2706 (651 amino acids)
Biological process (GO): endocytosis
Cellular component (GO): endosome; clathrin vesicle coat; plasma membrane
Molecular function (GO): phospholipid binding; clathrin binding
Source: RefSeq, a predicted model, not a curated record
CUUCUUCCUCUUGUUCUGCAUCCGGAGGUGAAAGGGCGUAGGCUCCGGGGCGUUUUUUGCUGCCUGCUGGCCGUAUAGCGGAGACACCAGAAGGGAGGCCCCGGCCGAGUCGGGCUGAAGUACAGGCCGCCAACAUAACUGUCAGGAAGCAGGGGAGGGACUGACAGCCAGCUCGCCGCCUCACACACACAACGACCAGCAGCUGUGAGGUUCCAGACUCCAAGGCAUUGAAGCAGGAUACAUUUUCAGAGUCGCCUCGAGGAUCCAUCAGCCAUUCAUGUUCCGGAACAAGUAACCUGUAUUUACUAUUUGUCAAUUCCUUCAUGACUUUUGGAAAAAGAAAGAAAAACUAUUUUAUCAGGAUUAUUGAGCAAGUUUUAACAGUGUGAAGGGGCCAAUAUUUCCUGCAUCCACCAGGCUGUAGGCAUUGGUCUUAUUUGGGUAGAGAUGUAGGAUGUGCUCCUAUUAACAUCAUACGAUGCAGCCAUUCAUUAGAAAGAUGUUCCUGUAGUGCGCUCACCAUGCAGAGAGAGCACGUUGCUGGGAAGUAUAUCCGGACAUCUUAGCCCACUUGAAACAGGAGGUAGUCUUAGUCUUGGAUGCCCUGAACAACGUUUGUCGAUCUACUGGCUCUCUGUUGAUGCUGUAGACCAUCUUCAGCCUGAGAAGGUUUCCCUGCAGACUAUAAAAUAGUAUUAGGUUUUUUUUAUUUUGUUUUGUUUUUUGCCACCUAUCAUCAAAUUGACCAACAUGUCUACCUCCUCGCUACGCCGCCAGAUGAAAAACAUCGUCCACAACUACUCCGAAGCUGAAAUCAAAGUGAGAGAGGCUACAUCAAAUGAUCCUUGGGGCCCGUCCAGCUCUCUCAUGUCCGAGAUUGCAGAUCUCACCUACAAUGUGGUGGCAUUCUCCGAAAUCAUGAGUAUGAUUUGGAAGCGACUUAAUGACCAUGGGAAAAACUGGAGACAUGUCUAUAAAGCUAUGACUCUAAUGGAAUAUUUAAUCAAGACUGGCUCAGAGCGGGUAGCACAACAGUGCAAAGAAAACAUAUAUGCUAUUCAGACAUUGAAAGAUUUCCAGUAUGUGGAUAGAGAUGGGAAAGAUCAAGGGGUGAAUGUCCGAGAGAAGGCGAAACAGUUAGUGUCUCUACUGAAGGAUGACGAGCGGCUUAAGGAAGAACGAGCACAUGCCCUAAAGACUAAAGAGAAGCUAGCACAGACCUCUACAUCAUCUUCAGCAUCGUCAACGGUGAAUCCAGCAACAGAAGCCGAGCAGGCCUGGCCUCAGAGCAGUGGAGAGGAAGAACUUCAGCUCCAGCUAGCUCUGGCCAUGAGCAAGGAAGAAGCGGAGCAGGUAAGAGCAAAGCCCCCUCCUGUUGCUGUGUCCGAAGAGGAAUUGCAGCUUCAGCUUGCACUUAGCUUGAGCAAAGAGGAACACGACAAGGAGGAGAGGAUCAAGAGGGGAGAUGACCUCAGGCUCCAAAUGGCCAUUGAAGAAAGCAAGAAAGAAGCACCAUCUAAGCAGGAAGAGUCCUCCUUAAUGGACUUGGCAGAUGUCUUCAGCUCUCCAGCUCCUGCAGCCGCUGCCUCAGACCCGUGGGGACCUACAUCUGCUCCACCGUCAGAUCCAUGGGCCGGAGCAGUCACCACUUCUGCCGCGCCGGUGGUCUCUGACCCUUGGGGAGGCCCUCCAGUGGCUACAGGUGCAAGCACUGACCCAUGGGGAACUGGCAUCCAGGCAAACAGUGUUCCUAGUGAUCCCUGGUCAGGGACCCCAGCAAUUUCCUCUGUAGAGGCAAAGUCUGUCUCUGACCCGUGGAAUCCAGGUGGAGCUGCAGCUACUGGUGCUCCACAGAGCAAUGAUCCUUGGUCUUCAAGUCCAUCUAUGGCAGCUAAGCCAGCUGCAGACCCUUGGGCCCCAGCUGCAACAUUUUCCGAUCCAUGGGGAGGAUCUCCUUCUAGGCCAAGUACAAAUGGGACCAUGGCCAGUGCCACCUUUGACCAGUUCAUCAGUUCUGCAGAUAAGGAUGAGUUUUCGGAUUUUGACAACCUGAGGACUGCCCUUCCCCAGUCAGGAAGCAGCACAGGUGAGCUGGAUCUUCUUGCUGGGGAAGUCCCAAUGUCUCGUUCCCUUGGAUCAAGAAGCCCAGAUGCCUUUGACAUGGUAGCAAUGAGUGGGUCACUCUCUGAAAGCGGCAAGCCUACACGGAAAACACCCGAGUCUUUUCUGGGGCCUAAUGCCGCCCUAGUAGACUUGGACUCUCUUAUUUCAAAACCCACCCUACAAAACACAAAGACCUCGAAUCCCUUCCUUGUAACAGGAGUAGCCAGUUCAACCGCAACAAAUCCAUUCCAACCCAACCAACAGUCAUCUCUUACCUUGAACCAACUUCGUUCCAGCCCUGUGAUGUCAUUGGGACAGCAAAUUACACCAGCUGGACAAACUCCUGCAGCAAUUCCUUUUAGUUCUGUCCCACCAAUGGUGUCUGUGUCCCCCCUGGCACCGGGAAUUCCUAUAGCCAACGUGUCGCCAAUGGUUGGGAUGCAGCCUGGAGUGGGCGGCCUUCCGGUUGCCACAGUGCAUCCCGGUGUAUCUUCUAUGAGCCUGUCUGCAAUGAUGCCACCGCAGCAGUUAGUGACACAGCCACUAAUGCCCAACCUAUCCGCACAAGCUGUGACGAGUACCACCAACCCUUUCCUGUUAUAACGGCCUGUGUGAUCAUUGAGUUCAUAAUGGUGAUGACCGGGGGGUGAUGGGUCAAAAAUGGUAUCUCUAUGCUACUACCACAGAAUGUUCCUGUACCCUUCAUCAUUUGUGGCAACCCUAUGCUGGCAGUACACGUUAUCUCUGGUGUCUGCUUCCUCUUCACUGUGCCUCUGAAUACCAAGAAAUAGUAUUUUGCCCUCCUUGCAGUACAGGUAAAGGUGUUUUAGGUAGAAGACCAUAGAUUGAAUAUUAUUUUAUGCAGGUUGAUUGAUAAUCAGUAGUAUUACGCCAGAAGUUGCUGUCCGUGUUCUUUCAGUUUGUCCGCCCCUCAUCCUUCUUGCAUUAAUUAGCAGCACUUCACAGUAUGGAUCGUUUUGUUUGCUUCUGCCUAGUAGCAAUCCAAGGGUUAUUCAGUUGUGAGCUAAGUGAUAUUUGCUUUAAACAUCUAUUUUGUUCCAUUUAAAUAAGUGUUAUUUACCUACACUUUUUUACCUGCAUUUACAGCCCAAAACCUCACUGAACGUUGUUCCCUUACUCUUCCCUCGGAACGGUGUCUCGGUUGUCCCACAUGUAAAUACAGCAUCUUGCUCUAGGACCUCCUGUGUUACUGGACCACGAUAAAAUAUUGCCCUAUUUAGAAAUUUCUAUUCAUAAAACACUAAAAAAAAUAAUAAUAAAAAAAAAAACUAAGCUCUUUAAAUGCCAGAAGCGGUUGUUUGUUGUGAUGGGGAAUAUUGCCAUAAUCGCAGGACAUUUCCUAUUUAUUAGAAUGAAUUCAUGAAUGCUGAUUUAAGUGGAUUUUUAACCCUUGAGUUUAUUCCAAUUCUUUCCUAUUCCCAUUACAAAUCAAAUAUGUGAUAAUGAUCUGUUUGAUAACCACUUAAUAAACUGAUGGCUUUGCUUGGUGUGCUGUCCAUCUGGUUCAAUUCCGUAUGUAUUUCCAGAAGCGUUUUCUCUGCUCUAGAAGAGGAUACCGAUGCUCAGACUAAUCCGGGGAAAGCUAGAUUAUGCUUUUUCAUUUUAUUGUUUUAAAGUAAAUAAAUUUCUUGCAAAUGAA